CUGGGAACGUGAGGCCGGUUAAAGCGAGGCGGCAGGUUGCGCGCUCGAGUAAGAGGACAAGAUGAAUUCUGCUGAUGGUAGCCGGAAGGAGCACGGUGCCAAGAGGCCUGCCUCGCCAAAUGAUAAUGGAUCUAGUACAACCUGGGAAUCUGCUGAUUUAGGUGACGAUGAGCGGAAGCUAAAAUUCCUAAGGCUUAUGGGAGCUGGGAAGAAAGAUCACAGUGGACGUGCACAUCCAGGUGAUCACAAGUCAACUUCGCACUUCAGAACGGGUGAUGAAGAUAAAAAAAUAAAUGAGGAAUUGGAACAUCAAUUUCAUCAGAGUUUGGACAGUCAGCUGUCAGGAAGGAACAGGCGACACUGCGGAUUGGGCUUCAGUGAGCCUGAGCCAGUAGAUUCAGACCAGCAACAAGUCAGUACUGGUGGACACUUGGCAACCAAUAGCUUGAAUGAUUCUGAAAACAAAGGUCAGUCCAAGGAUUAUUCUUCAGAUGUGAAAUCCAGUAGUGAAGAACAUCAGUCAGAAGACACAAGUACCAAAAAGCAGGAUCUGAAAAGCAAUUAUAAAAUGAUGUUUGUAAAGUCAUCUACAAACUAGUACUAUCCUUUAACAAGGUCUCCUGGUUGAUGUUCAGGCUUGUAUAAUUACAAUACAUUUUACUGAGCAAAGAAUGCCAUUGGGUUUAUUUUCUGAGUUAGUAUGUGACUUGCUCUUACCAACGUUGUCCCAAAUGUUUCCUACAUUUGAUUUGUUUUUAAAUCUUUUGUGAAAAUGAUCUUGAGUUUUCUCACUUUGUGCUUGCAUUUUUACAAAGUUUAUCCCUUGCAUUUUAAAUGAGUUCUGUAUGUAAUGUCUAAAGUGAGAUGAAAUGGUGCAGGUUGAGUACACUUUAUCAGAAGUUCCAAAAUCUGAAAUAUCUAAAAUCCUUAUUUUUUUUUUGAGCAUUGACAUGAUACCAUAAAUGGUAAAAUUCCACAAGUGCUGGGAAGGGUCUCGGGUAAUGUGUAGGUCUCUGCACAUCAGACAAUUCUGAGAAGUGACCUCAUGUGAUGAACAGGUUAAUGAAGAAUCCCUGAAUAAAGCAAAAUAUGAAGAUCUUGCUUGUACAUCAUCAGUGUCAGAAUUAAUAUAUGCCUUAAUGGUAUGCUGAUUAUGAAACAUGCAAAGAUCUAUCAGGUUGAACUGAAAAUUGAAGAUAAUUAUGAAUAUUCUACUAGCUUGUUGUAGAAAUUUAAGAAAAAGCAUGGCGUUAAACUUUUAAAGAAUUUGCUGAUCAUGAAAAUCUAACACCAGAACAAGUCUAUGAUGCUAAUUGUUUUCAUACAUUACAUAAAACUUAAAAAAAAAUGAUAUAAUGUACUGUAACCUUUUAGUCAAAACAGCAUCGGAGGUGGAGACUGGAAAGCCUGUUUGGUCUUGUUCAACAACAGUUGAUUCAGGUAUUCUCCCAAUGCUGCUGUGCUGUUUUUGUUUCCCUGUACACAUCAUAUUUUCAUUAUAUUAAUGGUAUGUCAUUUUUACUGUUAAGUACAUAUGUGAUGAACAAGUGAAGACAAAAGACUGCUUUUACCAGUAGCACAUAAACUCAAGUUGGAAAUGAAGGUGAUCCCAUGCUACUUAAUUAUAUUCCAAAAUCUGAAAUCCUAAACACUUCCAGCCCCAAGCAUUUUGGAUAAGGGGUACUCCACCUGUACUUCAUUCUUGUGUAAUUUAUAGAUGCACAUCAUUAGUCCAAUUUUUUGAUAACUGUUAUGGGAUUUAAAAACUUAGUCAAGUUUAAAUGAAGGCUAAGAGAAACAUUUUUAGCUGUUCAUAUUGUACAUAUAUAUAUAAAAUAAAAGUUGACAUC
Mobula hypostoma (lesser devil ray) is the source of this 1850-nucleotide messenger RNA. RefSeq names its product chromosome 11 C11orf58 homolog (gene c11h11orf58). The record is from RefSeq and is a predicted model, not a curated record. Bases 62 to 598 code for a protein of 178 amino acids. Lineage: Eukaryota; Metazoa; Chordata; Chondrichthyes; Myliobatiformes; Myliobatidae. The transcript is spliced from 5 exons.